AUGGUUGACGUACCUUCCGAGUUCUCUGUAUCUUCGGCUUCAUCAACUCGCUCGGAAGCAUCCUCGAACGAAACUGUUAUUCAUACACCAUCUCCCGCAGGGCCCGACCGGCAACCAUCGCUGCCCCAGGCUCGGAUUGGAGAGAUCCUGAGGAUACCCUCCACGAGAGCUGACUUACGAGGAAUUCGCGAUGAUGCUUUACGGGAACAUAUCUGGAGACAGUCAUUGGACUAUAUACCUUUGUCGCUUCGUCACACUGGGUUGGAGAGAUUUCCUCAAUUUCAGAUACCAUUGUCGGAACUUAGGCCGCCACAGGAUUCUUUGCCCAAUAACCCUAGACCACGGCAACCUAUCAUUCUUGAUGGAAGCGCAGGUUGGAGGGCACGUCAGCGUGGCAGGACCGAGGUCAACAUAGCUACGGCCCGACUGCUAGAGGAGAUGGAAAGAUUACGCCAGGAGGAUCUUCGCAUCAGAGAAGACCGUCGUCAUAUCGCAUAUCUCCUUCGUCGCUUGAUGAUGGCCAACCAGCCCAUAAUUCUAAACCAUAUUCCUCCUCCGCAGAUGCCGGUCAAUGCGGAUUUCCCAUUGCGGGUAUUAGAGGACACCGAGAGAGAAAACGUCGUCAAUAGACUUUCACCACAUACUAGGCAGCGUUCUAGACCUGUUAGACAACGGCCUGAUGAGGUCAGAGAGGAAUCCGAAGGGACUGAAAGGGACCCGUUCGACGAGGGGUGA
Messenger RNA from Neurospora tetrasperma FGSC 2508, 735 nucleotides. RefSeq lists its product as uncharacterized. The coding region runs from base 1 to 735 and encodes 244 amino acids. Lineage: Eukaryota; Fungi; Ascomycota; Sordariomycetes; Sordariales; Sordariaceae. The record is from RefSeq and is a predicted model, not a curated record. The transcript has 2 exons.